Molecule: messenger RNA, 4555 nt
Organism: Paramuricea clavata
Lineage: Eukaryota; Metazoa; Cnidaria; Anthozoa; Malacalcyonacea; Plexauridae
Source: the annotation of a GenBank genome assembly
AUUUGGAGGCAAAUAAAUAGAAUUAAGAGAUUUAGUUCCGAUAAGUGUCAAAAUAUUGCGUCUUCUAGAAUCUAGAGCUUUUUCAGAAUUUCAGAGGGAGCACUUAGAGUUAUGUCUUUUUAUUCUUGACUAUGUGUUCAACUCGGUGUGGUGGGGGGAGUUCAAUCUGUCCCUAUUCGGUUUCAUUUUCAUGUCAGGGGAUAAUGGAUUAGGUUUCGUGAUUGCGUGACAUAUAACCCUCUAUAAUAUUCUGUGUCGGUCGGGUGGGGAAAGUUCUGGGCAGUUCUGGCGGAGUUUCGUGCUGUCGUCAUUCUGUUACUAUGACAACAUCAAAAGCGUAUCGAAUUUCAAAACAAAUAUCUUUGCCAACAUGGCAGGCGCGAGAGAUGAGUGGGGGUUUCGUUUGACACUAAUUCGCCAGUAAGUUUGCUCCUAGGAAGAUGAAAUUUCAACUUUCAAUAAUUUCAUGCGACGCAGCAAUGCUGAAUCUAUAUACUGACGUAAUUUUUUUCUGUUCACAGCGGAGAAACGGAUCAAAAUCGCAACAAAAUCAUUCAAGGUUUGUAAACUGAAUAUUCUAGGCUUCUAGCUUUUUUUUAUUGGAAACACGUUUAUUUGUUUAGCAACUUUUUCAUCCGUUUUAGCCCGUUAUAUUAGUAUUUAGUAGAAAUAAACAUGCUGUUUAUUCUUGUUAUUCAAAACACGGGGUUUUUUCUUGGAGCACAAGAAAUAUAUUUACACGCAAUGCAGUUCUGCAAAGAAUCCUAAAGAACUUUCUAGCUUUUUACGGGAAAACUUUGAAAUAGCGCAGUGUCAAACUGCCUCAAAAACGUCUUUCAUUCAAUGCUUAUUUAGUUUUAAAGAUCUUAACAAACAUUUUGUGCGCAAAACUUUAUGAAGAAUGUAUUUUUAAUAGUAUAUAUAAACCAUUUUCAGAUGCAAAGCUUGUAUGAUCUUAUCAGAUUAAUAAUUGCAUGUAAAAUAUGUUAAUGAUCGUUAAUGGGGAUUUAAGUGUUUUCCUAUUAUCAUAAUUUAACGCUGUGCGAGAGCUGUGGACUAUCCCCACAAACAUCCAGAUCCAUAUACCAUUUAUAUCCAAGGAUGAAUACUGUUAUAGUUGAAAAAAAAGGGCAAAAUCUGGACAAAAUUUUCAGGGUUUGCACAAAAUCUGGAUGUUUUCAAGAGCAUUUGAGUGGUUGUAUCAAUUAAAGAGCUUUUGAGAGGUUUUAUUCUGAUCAACCAAUCACAACCAGGCUGAAUUAAUUAAAACCUAUCCAAUAUUUUACACAAACUCAACAAUGAGUUUAUUUGUUUGAGGAUAUGCAAUGUCAAGGCUUGGCUUGCACUAUCAAAGUUUCUGUGAUCACAGUAGGAAUUUUGCAUAGGUAAAUUUUAAGUUUUGAAGAUUUGUAAGAAAUGUUUGAGGAAACUGACUCAGUGUUAUUAAGCCACAAGUCAGUUCCCUCGAAUAUUUCUUACAAAUCCUGCAAAACUUAGAAUUUGCCUACAUGUAAAAUUCCUACAGGUGAAGUUUUUUUUCAUGUUAGGUCAAGAAAAUACAGUUUUGAAUGAAACAGGCAAAGAACAGGUUGAACUUGUUGGAAACCGGUUUAAAUAUGAACAUCUAACAAGGAUAUAUAGCAGUGAUUUGGAACGAGCAUUAAAGGUACGUUAGCUAUGGUUGCACUUGUUAAAAGGAAACCUGUUCUCUUUGGUACAUAAUGAAGUACAUUACCCAAAGAGUAUUAGCAUUUUCCCCUUGACGAGUAAAAUUGUCUGGCAUUAGGCAGAGUGAAGUAAUAAAGUAGGGCUCAUUAGAGUGCAAUCCAACUUAAUGGAUUAAUCUAUAUUUCUUGUAUAUCCCUUAUGAAAAAAGUCAAUAGGUGGCCUAUAGGAAAUGUUCCAAUUCCCUAUAGAAGCCUUUAGGCACCUAUAGAGCUCUAUAGGCUUAAAUAGGCUUCCCUAUAGGUCACCUAUAGAAAAUGUUCCAUUAUUGCCUAUAGGAACCUAUAUAGGUUGGCCUAUAGACUUUUUUGUAAGGAAUUCAUUUAUAUAUUUGUUAAUUUUUUUUGUUUAAUAUUUCUAGACUGCUGAAGGCAUAUGCUUGCGAAAUGUACAUUUGAAAGAUCUGAAGAUAUGCAUGGAUACAUCAUUACGCGAGAGAGUGAGUCACAUUGCCAACAGGAUCAGAUAUGUUCGCACUGCUUGUUCCAAACUUGUUGACACUUUGUCAACGGCUUGUUGACAACUUGCUACAAGGUUGUUGAGCUCAACAAACCUGUUACAAGUUGUCCCAAUAACAUGUUAUCGUCUUGCAAUUCAAUAAUUUGUCAACAAGUUGUGAGUGAAACCGCUUGUAGCAACUUGAUAAAAAUGAGAGCGUUGUUACAACUUGUUGACAAGCAUGUUACAAGCUGUUGCGAACACAUCUUGUUACAAGUUGUGAGAUUUUUACAUGUGUACAUCAGAACAAUUGUUACCUAGGCAAGUGAGCUUUCCAUAAAUCGAAUAUAUUUUCUUUGCUUGGUUAGAAUUAUGGUGACGCUGAAGGCAAGUCCAGUCCAGAACUUAAGAAAAUGUUAUCAUCUGGCAAGCUACCGCAUGGCGCCGAGACGGAAAUGCAAGUCCAAAAACGAGCUGUCGACUUUUUCACCUCGUUAUUACGAGACGUCAAUCACUUGAAAAAAUCACUUCGCUCAAAAGUCGAGAAGAAUGACACGUCUUUACAGAGGCAGCACUCGGAGAAACCCUCAAAAGUUGAUUUGACUGGUGACUUACGGAAACCUAGUCAUAGUGAUCCCAGCUCCGACAAAUCCAACCAUUUAAAAGAUGCUCUGAAUAGCAACCUAUCGUCCCCAGAUCGAAAGCAUCGACCGACGUCAUUGCCUCUGGCAAAUAACAAAAAAAUACUACACCCAGUGUUACUGAAAGAUCUCUGUCAUGAUAUCAACAACCCAUCAGAUUGUGACCACACCGACAGGCCAAUUCAUGUCGUGGUUGUCUCCCAUGGUGGAAUACUGCGCCAUUUUGUCUCGUAUUUUGCCAAAAACUUUCAGGUUCAAUUUCCAGUGGAUAAGAGAAAGUUGUUGAGGCAAUUUUGUCCAAAUACUGGAGUAUCAGAGUUUCUGGUGCACUUGGAAGGACAGAAAGUGACCAACAUCGAUUGCUUGCAGUUGUACGAUAAAUCCCAUCUUAGACAUCUUUCUUAACGAGAAGUCGGGUGAUGACUUUUUCCUGGCAUGUAAGAUCAUCUGAUCUUAGACAGAAUAAAAUUCGAAAAGUAAGCAUCAAACAUUUAUAUGAAAAACUAUUUACUGUAUAUAUAUAUAAGCAUGCACUAAUAUGCACAACAUCAUUUUAGAGGAUAUUUUUAAUGUUUAUAUACUAAUGCGCGAAUCAAAUCGAAACCUUGACAUCCCCCCCCCCCCCGGGCAUACCCCCGGGAAUUUGGAUUUUGACGUUUUGGUCAGGUCAAAUUCCCUACAUAUAUUUGUAAUUCCCGUUCAAAUACACCACGUAUUGGGAAAAAUUGGAGUUCAAAUACCCCACCCCAUGUACGAAUUGGAAGCUACAGCAUUUCGCAAUUUUGGAAUUUCAAAGUUUUUCUUUCCUUCAAAAACUCUCUUCAAUUGUUCAAAGCCGUUUUCUUGUAGCCAACCAAGGACAAAGUUAAUUCCUUUGCACUUGAAGACCUUGAACUCAUCCAUUAAUUAUUGACGCCAUUUUGGAUUCUGCACACGUGUUUAAAAGAAAAAUUCAAAUUCCCGACCCAGGUUCAAAUUCCCCACCUUCCACUAGAAAAAAAGGUCAAAUUCCCGCCUUCUUAAAAUACUAAACAAGCAAAUUCCCCAGGUAUGCCCGGGGGGGGGAUGUCAAGGUUUCGAUUUGAUUCGCGCAUAAUAGUGUGUAAAAUAGCGCGGGUAUAUUUAUUAUUUUAAUGAAUGAACAUCCUUUAAGACAACCACACAUACCUAAUUUUAGUGUGCAGUGAUAACCAAUUUGUGCAGUGAUAAAAGUAAAAUGUGCAGUGAUAAAAUGUAAAAUGCGCAGUGAUAAAAUUUGCUUUGAUAAGUUGUUAAUUAACACAAGAGAAUGAUUCAAUUGAAAUUGAAAUGAUGACUGCCAAAUUAGCGAAUUAAAUAAUAGUGUAUGUUUUUUGUACGAAAAUCAUGAGAUUCAGGCAAUUUUUAGUUAAUAUCUGGCUUUUGGUAUGUCCGGAAAAUUUUUUUGACCCUUAAAAUGGUACACUGACCAAAAAUUUUUUGGCGAGUGUCGCCAAAAAUUUCCGAAUAUUCUGAAAUUUUCUUAGUCAUUCGGAAAUUUUUGGCAUAAAAUGUGCAGUGAUAAAAAAUUCUUAAAAUUAGGUAUGCAACCACAUAAUAUGUGUGUGCUAGUUUUAUUGCUUUUGCAAACAUAGAAUUUAUGUCAAUUUAUUUAUAUGUCUUAAUUAAUAGAAUAAAUAUUAGAAUGUAAAUUGGUAUGUAUAAAUGUAAAAUAUUUUUAUUCAAUCAAUAAUAUUUAAUUGUAAACUUUGAUUUAAUCAUUAGCCAAUCAU